GAAUGCAGACAGAAGUUCAGCAACAGAGUGGGGGCUGUCCAGUUUAUUGCACUGAGUGCUCAGGGGAGGUGGUGAUGGUGGAGCGGAGGUGAGCUGAAGCAGGGAGCGGUUCCUCUACCCCCGUUACUUCCUGCGUCCCCCCCCACCCUAGUUCACCUCUGCUCCGCCUGCUCCCCUGAACGCGCCGCUGCUCCUCUUCUCUGCCCUCCCUCGCCUGAGAGGGCCUCCUUCUGGCUCGGUCCACUCUCGGCCGGCAAUGAAGCCAAUGAAGUAUCCACAGGGGACUUCACAGUGGAGGUGGGAUCACCCCCGAGUAUUGCGUCCAGCUCUUUGUAGAACCGGCUGCCUGUGUGCACAGCAUCGGAGCGGCGGUUUGCCUCCCGUGCCUUGUGGUAGGCGUUCCGCAGCUCCUUCACUUUGACCCUGCACUGCAAUGUGUCCUGGUCAUCGCCCUUUUCUAUCAUGCAUCUAGAAAUCUGUAACUGCCCUGUUUUGAGCAAUUUGUCCUGAAUUGGCACUCUCAAUUGCGUCCCGCCAGAACCACAUCGUUACAAUAGGUAUCAUAAUUCCGACGACUGGAGCGCAGCUGGGACUGCACAGCCUCCUCUCCCCAAAUACCGAUGAGGUCCAGCAGCUUGGCAUUGCUCCAAGUGGGGGAUCACCUGGUGCGUGGAGCAGACAUGGCCACUUGGAAAGAUGUGCUGAGACCACUGCACGCAUCACCGAACAAACAGGAAGGGGACUUUCAAAUUUGCAAAGGAAUGUAUGGGGUGGGGCUGACAGUUGGUCACCUGAGGGCAGGGCAGUAGAGUUCAAACCGAUGGCCAGAGAGGUGAGAACAGGAAUUGUGGGACACUUCCCGGAGGCCAAUCACAGCGCUGUAAUCACCCCGGUCUCUACACUGGCACCGCAGAAAGCUCUCCGCCUCUCGUCCAGGUGGUUUUUUUUAGAGUGCUGCAUUUGCGCAGUUUUUGCACACUCGGUGGCUUAGCAGUGUGUACACCUCGGGAGUUACAGCAUUCAAAGCUGCUUUACUGUGCACAAACUUGCCAGUGUAGAGACAAAGAUGGGUGCAGUUGUAUCUUUUAGUGGACCAACUUCUGUUGGUGAAAGAAACAAGCUUUCGAGCUAUACAGAGCUCUUCCCCAGGUCUGGGGCUAUGUCUACACAGAAGCCAGAGGACGAACUGGUUUAGGGUUACCAUUCGUCCGGAUUCCCCCGGACAUGUCCGGCUUUUUGAGCUAAAAAUAGCGUCUGGGGGGAAUUUGUAAAUGUCCGGACUUCCCCCCCAUGCAGAGCGCCCGGCUGACAGGGCAGCCGGCUGGAUGGUGCCACUUACAUGGGGCUCCGACAGCCAGAGAGAGCCCCUCCUCCGCCUCCCCUGCAGCAGAGAUCACUCCCCUCCCUGCAUUCGCAGAUCGCAUUCGGCAGUCUGGAGCUCCUCCCCCACUGCUGCCCAGCCUGCCCGGAGGAACGGCUCAGGCCUGAGCAAGCUCACUCCAAAAGCCUUGCCACAAGGUUUCUGGGCAGUGCAUCCUUAUUCCCUCCUCCAUGCAGCUGCAAAUUCCUCAAGCCUCCCUCCUCCAUCCCGAAGGUUAUCACAGAUAAGGCGUCGUAAGAAGAGAACGCGAGACGAGAUGUUUUCUGAAAUUAUGGAAUCCAGCCGCAGUGACAGAGCUCAUCUGAAUGAGUGGAAGGAAACAGUUUCAAAGUAUAGGAAAGAAGCCAGUGAACGUGAGGACAGGAGGGACCAACGUGAAGACAGGAGGGACGCUCGAGAUGAGAGGUGGCGGCAGGAAGACCAGAGGAGGCAGGAUGCAACGCUGGGGCUGCUGCGUGAGCAAACAGACAUGCUCCGGCGUCUGGUGGAGCUUCAGGAACGGCUGCUGGAAAACAGACUGCCGCUUCAGCCCCUGUUCCACCCUCCCCAUGUUCCGUAUCCUCCUCACCCAGACGUGUAAGAACGCGGGGGGGGGGGGGGGGGGGGGGGGGAGGCUCCGUACACCUUCCCAUUCCACCCCAGUAGACAGCCCAAGCAAAAGGCUGUCAUUUUUUUAACCUUUUCUUUGUGGCUUUUUCCUUCCCAGCAAUCCUCCUCCCAAAUACCA
Malaclemys terrapin pileata is the source of this 2108-nucleotide messenger RNA. RefSeq names its product eukaryotic translation initiation factor 3 subunit A-like. NCBI's taxonomy places the organism in Eukaryota, Metazoa, Chordata, Testudines, Emydidae. The record is from RefSeq and is a predicted model, not a curated record. The transcript has 2 exons. The coding region runs from base 1272 to 1961 and encodes 229 amino acids.